This is a messenger RNA of Acanthoscelides obtectus, 5010 nucleotides long. The record is from the annotation of a GenBank genome assembly. Lineage: Eukaryota; Metazoa; Arthropoda; Insecta; Coleoptera; Chrysomelidae.
UAUGGAGAUCAUCCCAGGGAAAAUUGUGCGACGUAUAUGGUCGGCUUUAGAGAGAAAUCAAACAAAUGUUUUAAUAAAAAUAAUUCACCGAAUCACCUUUGUGAUUCGUUUGUAUCUGCCACACCCAUCAUUGUCAAAUCAGCUGUUUUUGAAGUUUCAGGUUAUACUUUUGUAUUUACAUUUGUUGAAGUGCCUAUUUUUUACCUUGCAAAUAUUGAAAAAUGGGGCCAUCAUCAGACUAUUACAGCCCAUCGUUGGAAAUUAGAAAACUGCCCCCAAGGCAUGUCAAAGAACUUACUUUAAUGCUUGAGACUCAUGAACUUUGGAAGCGUGUUAUGUCUAUUAUACCAAAGAAACUGGAAAAAGAGAACUUUAAAUGUGAUAUCACACCACAUAAUCCAAGGAAAUACACAUCAGAACAUUUCAGACUAAUAGAAAGGGAGACAGAUCAAACCCAUCGGCCCUCAACAGAGAUACUCUUUGAAGAAUGGGGUACAUCAGGACGAGUUAGGCCUAGUUUAGGCCACCUAUUGUACCUUUUGACAAAAUUAAAGCUGUUUAGAGCUGCUGACUAUGUUGCUGAAACUUUGCUGAAUCAGGAGAAGCCUCCUAGGCCUGAAAUAGGCCCUGGUGCUCCAGUUCCUAUUCCAAAACCAGUUGAGCAGCACAAAAAUCCAACUGAUGAGAGGGAGAUUGAAAAAAUAUUGGAUGAGAUUGAUUAUCCCGCUCAAGCAGUCAAUAGAAUAAGAAGUAACUCUCAAGGAAGCAAUAAGUCUAAGUCUCCACCUCCCGCAGCUAUACCAGAAAUAGUCAUAACUCCAAAUGAAGAAUUCGUCCCAACUUUUCCAACAAGGUUUGUGACACAACGAGAAAAACCGGUGUCAGACAUGAUAAAAUUCUCCACAGACACAGUUGAGAGUGAAAGUAGUAUCUAUGAAGAUUCUGACAGUACUAUAUCAAACAAUCCAGGAAUUGUUUCAGAUAGUAAUAAUGUGACUCAGUCAACAAGUGACAAUGAAACCUCGGACAGCUAUUCAUACAACCAGGAAACUGGGGAUGUCUGUGUAUCUGAAAAUAUACCAAGAUUAUCUCAAAUUCUACCAUCAGAAAAAAUUAAACCCAAAGCACGUGUCAGCUUUGCAGACACUACAGACAACAAUAAAGACUCGGAUAGUUCUGAAGAUGACAGCCUCCCCAACAUACCAAAUUUAGAAGCAAUCAUUGGUCUAGAGAAAACCCACAUUAAGGAGCCACCAAGUGAUAAACCAAUCUCACCAUUGCCAAGUUUGAGUCUCAAUACAGCAUUGCCACAUCUCAGUUAUUCUGAGCUUGAAGUUGCUACAAAUAAUUUCGAUGAAUCCAGCAUUGAAGAAAGUGGUAGACUCUUAGGCAAAGGUAGUUUCGGAACCGUAUUUUUAGCCCAUGGUCUACUCAAUAAACCUCUAGCUGUCAAAAAACUGACAUUAGAACUGAAUAAUAGUGAAGUGGACAACGAAAUAGAUACAAUAACGAAACAAUUCACGAAUGAAAUAGAAAGUCUCAGCAAAUAUAAACAUGAGAAUUUACUGGAACUGCUAGGAUACUCUUGUGAUGGAAAUACAUACUGUCUCCUAUAUGAGUAUAUUACAGGAGGAACACUGAGGUACAGAUUGAAGGGAGAAGGUGAAACAUUAAUGUGGAAGGAUCGAAUACAGAUAGCAAAUGCGACAGCCAAAGCUGUGGUCUACUUACACACUGCCUAUUCUACGCCUUUGAUACACAGAGACAUCAAAUCUCUCAACAUACUGCUUGAUGAGAAUAACAAACCAAAGUUGUGUGAUUUUGGCUUGAUAAAAACGACACCGAGUCAAGACACCAUAAAAGCCACCACAAUUUUUGGUACGAGUGCUUACAUGGCUCCAGAAGCGUUCAAAGGCAACAUUUCUGUUAAACUGGAUACAUUUAGCUAUGGAGUUGUGUUACUAGAAUUGCUGACCUCACUUCCACCUAAUGAUGAUGAGAGAGAAGAUAAUGAUUUGGUAACUCAUGUGUAUGGUAUUGAGGAUAAAAUGUCACUUGUAGACAAAAAUGCAGGAUCUUGGAAAGAAAACGAAAUCAACUAUGCUGAGAAAUUCUAUGAUAUAGCCGAAAGGUGUGUAGAAGAGAGAAAGAAUGAUAGACCCACCAUGGUUGAGGUUGAAAAGCUAUUACAAACCAAUUUGAUCAACUAUUUGUGGAUAGAUCUGCCAGAGUAAAUUAUUUUUACUAAAAGAAUAAAGUGUGCAACGUAUUUUAAUUUUUGUCUCAACUAGGUUGUGGUUUGCAGAAAAGCCUUCAUCUGCCUUUGUCAGCGAUUCCCUGCAGACUGUUAUUUUGUGAUAAUGCGAUGAAAUGAAAAACUAAUAAAUGUGUGUAAAAAUGUGUUUAUGAAAAAGGUGAGUUGACAAUUUAUAGAAUAAUUGAAUCAACCACCAUAUGAUAUCUAUGUUGACAACAGAUUCAGAUAUACAGUGCGACCAUCGAACUUUAAAAGCGCGCGAACCCGAAAUAGCAAGUAUAGAGACGCGACAAAGGUUAUCUUACAGGUAUAACUAAGUAACAAGUUAAUAUAUUACAAAAUCAUAUUUUUAAAUGAAUGUCACUGUCCGACGUUUGUGUUCAAUAUGUACGAGAGAGAAGUGUGUAUAGACACAUAUGUAUGUUAGAAAGAGAUAGAAGCCGACUGCAUAUCAAUCUGCCUCGUUGCCAAUAUGUUACACCAGUUCCAUGAAUUAAAAUGCAUAUUGCAAAUUUGCAUUAGUUUAUUCUCUACGCCCGAAUGAUGGUUUUAUUUUGAGCGUACACAUUUUUGAAUUGUGAAUUGUGUUGAAUCUGUUUAGAAUUGAUUCCCGAUCGGUCCUAACGGAAUUUUAGGUCGAAAUGAAAGGUCAUGAUCGCCACAAAUUGCAUCAUUGGUUCGUUUGAUAACACCUCAUCUUGUACAUUCCAAGGCAAGGUUUCCACCUCCAUGAUCAUAGUUGAGCAAUUUUGGCCAGUACCCAUCUAGCGCUCUUAGGGGAGUGUCGUCCUGCUUCGAAAUGGAUUUCACCUGCAUACGCGCAGGGAGUGAUAACUAUCGCAAAAUGCAACAAUAACUCAGGAUGUGUUGAUUUUAUCACCAUCGGUGCAUAUCACUCAUAAUUUUAAAAUAACUUAAAACACUAAACGUUUGUUCGUACAGUGGUCGGUGACUUGUUGGUGAAUGUGUCUGGGAUCCGGUCAUGUGAAUUCUGCCUAAAUAGCGUAGCAGAAUGAAAGGAAUUUGUGUGGCGGGAUCUUGGACACGAUCACUUACAGGUUGGUGACAGCUGUACGAAGAGGGCUUAAGUCGCAUCAAAAUUGAAAUAAAUAAUAAUAAUCAAAAUGGUAAAAAAAUAUUAAAUGAAAUGUACGAACAGACCUGUUUAUUGGGUUUGACAGUAACCUAACCUAUUGUAGAAGCCUGUGCAAACAUUUCCUGGUUUAACAUAUUAGCAACGCGCUAGAUUGCACCUUCUGUGCCACCGUUGCUAGGCAAUAUGGUGAUGACUUUCGCUCUUCAGACGGCUUCUAUUUCUUUCUAACAUGUGUUGAUACACACUCCUCGCGCUUCGUACUCGUACACAUUGAACUCAAGCUGUCAGACAAAUUUGGUUUUCCCUGUAUACUUGAUACUUUUUCUGGAUAUUCUCUAUGGUAAUGUCAUUACUUAGGAUUUGGGAUAUCCUCUUUCAUCAUCGAGAAAUUCUAACUUAGGAAGAAUAAACACUUUUCUUUAAAAGGAAAAUGGAAAUGAUUUUAAUACAUCUAAUGAAAUUGCAACCCAACUUGGAGACGGGGCUGUGACGCUGGGAAAAUAUGUUAAGCAAUGGUACCAUCCUCCAUUUCCAUCAGACCUGGAAAUAUAGCUUUCUCAAGAUAUGAGAUAGUGAAUAAAAACAAUUUUACCUAAAUAUAUCACUAUUUAUUUUCUAUAUUACUACCACUAGCUUGGCUAGAUACAUCUAUCAUAUGCUGCGAGUUCGUAUGCGAACAAGCUGUCACCUGACUUUCGCGCGGUUCGACUCCUUCAGACUGACUCGCUGCAGUGUUGCCAAUACUACUACAACCCUGUUUAUCUCCUAUUUCCACCAUACUAGAUACAUUUAGGCUUUGCAAAGUUGUUCUGGAAAAUAUGCUUUCGCUCACACAUAUCAACUGAUCUUCAUCUCCAAUGUUGCCAAGUAUUUCUUUAGAGAACUCUUGAUUUGCGCUAACAGCAGUGCUAACACAUGCUGCGAUGUUGCCAGAUCGUAUACACGAAAAGUCUGCUCUAGUUUGUGUGUCUAUAUCUUGAGUAUUUCCUAAAGGAGGUUGAAUUAAGUUUUGUAUUGUGGUACUACAGCUAGGCAUUUGGUUGUCCUUUAGUUCUAAACUCCGCGUAUCAGCGGUGGUUAUAUGACCGCUAGGCUCCAAUUCGUCAGUAUUUGUUUUUCCUGCUAUAGAUGGUUGGUCUAUGCUUUGGACAGUUUCCAUUUCAAUGACAUGUGUUUCUUGCGAUCUGCUUUGUAUCUGUUUUGGAGGCAUGUGUUUCAGUAGCUCUUUCAUUUCUAUCACUGUGGCCUGAUGAGUAUCUGCAAUAAAAUGUCAAUCUUAUUUGCUGAAAUAAGUCGACGUUUUACUUUCCACUCCACCGGCGAGAAAGUAUGGUAAUCGCGAAAAAAAUUUAAAAUGUUUUGUGGAUGUUAUAUGAUAACCAUGUCACUUAUUUCCGUUGGUAUGUCUAUCUCUCUGUCCGCUAAUCCGUGGCCCGUCUAUAACUUGGAAAGUACUGCUCGUUUUUGUCCGGAAGACAUACGAGUAGAAUGGUUUUCGAUGCGCGCGUCAAAAAGUCGGUAUAGAUAGCUAGACAGAUAAAUACAUAUUGUCUGAAGAAUAUAUUCUUAAUGACAAAGCUAACGUGAAAGUUUACAAGUUCACGGCGGAAUAUAUUAUUAAAUUGUUAAUUCUUUUGGUAGCACAUCAGCGAGACAU